UAAGAGACGUCAACCUGUGGCCGUGAAUCGACGCCGCAGACAUAAGCGAGUUCCUUGUUUUGAGGAUCAGCUUCCUUACCCGCCAGCAACUAAAGGCUUAAAAAGGAUUAGAAGGCCACAAUUUUGUGACCAGCGGUUGGAUGCGCGAGCCAUCGGUUAAGGAAGUUUCCUCAGACUCCGUGAUUCUCAAAACAAAGGUCAACCACUCGCAGAGCCUCAACAGGCAACCUGUGGAUUCAUGGGCCCUGUGCAAGUGCGACGGUAAAGUCGUUGCCGCGCACUGUACGUGCAUGGCCGGGAACGGCGAUGCGUGCUCCGAUGUCGUGGCACUGCUUUUUUACGUAGAGUACGGCGUGUGCGUGCGGCAGGAGCGUUCGUGCACGGACAGCGCCAACUCGUGGCUGCCGAUGCACAUCAGGAAAUUGGAUGUGAGGCCUAGUAUCGCUGAAAUGGAUUUCGCGUCAUCGACGAUGAAAAAAACGACGAUUAGGUGCCGAUGCCAGUGCAGCUCGUGAGCCGAAAAGCCCUUGCAGAGCCAGCAGCACCCACUGGAGACUGUGGCCCUGCGAAACAGAGUACACCAACGCUCUGCUCAAAGCAAUGCCUGCAUCCGCGGUGCCCAAAAUAACACUUUUACAGUGAC
Molecule: messenger RNA, 643 nt
Organism: Rhipicephalus sanguineus (brown dog tick)
Lineage: Eukaryota; Metazoa; Arthropoda; Arachnida; Ixodida; Ixodidae
Exons: 2
Coding region: 141-515 (124 amino acids)
Source: RefSeq, a predicted model, not a curated record